Messenger RNA from Didymella exigua CBS 183.55, 669 nucleotides. RefSeq names its product acyl-CoA N-acyltransferase. The coding region runs from base 1 to 669 and encodes 222 amino acids. The transcript has 2 exons. The record is from RefSeq and is a predicted model, not a curated record. NCBI's taxonomy places the organism in Eukaryota, Fungi, Ascomycota, Dothideomycetes, Pleosporales, Didymellaceae. Gene Ontology annotation, molecular function: acyltransferase activity, transferring groups other than amino-acyl groups.
AUGUCUGCUCUAUUUGUGCGGCCCUACGAUCCAGUCAAAGACUUUGAGAGCGGUCUUCAAGUUUUCUUCGGAACCAUUGAGUCAACGUUAGAUUGCGAACCCACACGUACGAUCGGAUCCUACCUCUGGUAUAGACCAUACGUGCUCCUUACGCCAGUCACUUGCUUUGUCCUUGACGAUGGGACGGGCUGUGUAGUCGGCUACUGUAUCGGCACCUCAAAUACUUCGAACUUUGCAGAAAAAUGGAUAAAGGAGUUUGCACCUAGCGUGCCACUGGAAGAAGUCCCGAAACCCAGCGUGCAAACACAGGAUCCAGGGGUGGAGCAGGAAGUGUCCCGGAACUUCAGGCAUGCAGUUCACAAUGCAGGAUGCAGUUCAUUGCAAGAGUGGCCAGAGGAGUUGGAGAAGUACCCUGCCCACAUGCACAUCGAUAUCCUCGAAAAAUUCCGUAGAAAGGGCUGGGGUUCAGCUUUGAUCAAGGCGCUGUUCGAUGCUGUCAAACGCCAAGGAGCACCCGGGAUACACCUUGACAUGGUACGGUGGAAUACUACUGGCAGAAACUUCUAUGAGAAGAUUGGAUUUGAACGGUGUUCUCUGGUGCUGGAUAACGGCAAGAGCGGGGAAACUGGUAUGAACGACGUGGUCCUAACACUAGUGAAGACUCUCUGA